AUGUCAGAAGAACUUUUACCUGAAGAUGAGAAAAUCGUAAUAGGAGAUGAUGAACCGGAUAAGCCAGAAGGCAUACCAUUUAAUGAAGAUGCCGAUACACAAGUUAUUCAAGAAUCAAAGAGUUCAUUUACACUUAGUGGAAUGAAUUCUCCAAGAUGUCGUCAGCAGAUUGCAGAUUUUACAGAAAAUAAAACAUUACCGCCUCUAUUUGAAAGACAGAAAGUUGCACAAUACGUAAAAAGAUGCCAAAUUGAUGCAAUGAGUGAAGGAAGAUACAAAGAAGCAGAAAAAUAUUACAAUCUAUUCCAUGAAUUCAUAGAUGCAUGCCGUAAUAGUGUUGAUGAUUCAUCAAGAAAAACAGAACAAGAAGAAUAUUAUCAGCAAAUUCAACAAUUAGAGGAUCAACUAUGGCAAAUCAACGAACAAUUCAAAAUGCAAAAGCGAAAACUGAAUGAAGAAAAGGAAAAGAUGUCUGCGCAAGUAAAUCAAACGUAUCAACAAAAGGUUGAAUCAUUUAUUAAAAAAUGGGAAAGUGAUAAUGCAUUAGUUUCGUUUUCUAGACCAUCGUACCAACUUACACAGCUUCGCGAUCGAGAAAAAGCUUUAAUUCGAAAUAAAGAAUGGAAACAAGCAACAAAUUUGAAAAGUGUUGCUGAUCAUUUAGAAGCUGAAGAGACAAAGAAAGCGCAGCAGAGAGCUCAAGAAGCCUGUCAAAAAGAAAGAGACAAAAUUGAAAUUGAAUAUCGUAAAAAACUUGCGGAAGUUGAUCAUAGACUGGAUUACGCCAAAACUAAGAUAGAGAAAAGACACCAAGAUAUGCUUUAUCCUAUUAAUUCCAGAAUUUCAAAACUUCAAUCAGACAUAAAAAACGCAGGAACAGGAUUGACUGCAGAACAGAUCAGAGCGAAAAAUGUUGCUUCCAUUGCUGAGGCAUCUGCUACAUUGACUCCAAGAACCAGAACAAAAUUAAAACAAAUUAAAGAUAGACAAGUUCAGUCUAAACUUAAACUUCAUGGAGUCACUGAUUCACAGACUCAAAAAACCACUGCUCGUGUUCAUUUAGUUAUUCCUAGCUUUGCUGAUACUCCUGUGAAAUAA
Molecule: messenger RNA, 1098 nt
Organism: Trichomonas vaginalis G3
Lineage: Eukaryota; Parabasalia; Trichomonadida; Trichomonadidae
Exons: 1
Coding region: 1-1098 (365 amino acids)
Source: RefSeq, a predicted model, not a curated record